Messenger RNA from Huiozyma naganishii CBS 8797, 678 nucleotides. RefSeq names its product Efg1p (gene EFG1). The record is from RefSeq and is a predicted model, not a curated record. Gene Ontology annotation, biological process: maturation of SSU-rRNA from tricistronic rRNA transcript (SSU-rRNA, 5.8S rRNA, LSU-rRNA). Gene Ontology annotation, cellular component: preribosome, small subunit precursor; nucleolus. NCBI's taxonomy places the organism in Eukaryota, Fungi, Ascomycota, Saccharomycetes, Saccharomycetales, Saccharomycetaceae. The transcript has a single exon. Bases 1 to 678 code for a protein of 225 amino acids.
AUGCCACCAAAGGGAAAAUCGCGGGUCAAUAGACGUUCGGGUCCGUCCCUAGAGAUGUCUCAAUACUUAGAUGCCGGUGCCAACAAAAUUAAGAAAAGAAUAAGAGAUUUGGAAAGAUUGCUGUCCAAGAAGAGGGACAUGUUACCAGAUACAGUCAUCAUCGAAAAGGAGAGAACUCUACAAGCAUUGUACGUGGAAUUGGAAAAUGUAGAGUUGAAGCAGAAGGCGAAGAAAAUUGCGGCCAAGUACCAUAUGGUUCGGUUUUUUGAACGAAAGAAGGCAUUGAGAAGGUACAAACAGGCCGUAAAGGAAUUUGAAGAGGACCCUGAGAAGAAGAAACUGAAGAAACAAAUGCAACAAAGAGAAAUUGACCUGUGCUAUGUUGUAAAUUUUCCCAAGGUGGAAAAAUAUUUGGCGCUGUACGCCUCAGAAGGUGAUGAGCCCACCGAUAGCAAGACAACACAAAAAAGAGAUGCUUUCCGGAAGCUUGUAGCCAAAGAAUUGAAGAAGGGAACUUUACCGGUGCCACUAGAAGAUAUCUUGAAGGGCAAAAAGUUAGAGAAGGACAGUAUAGGUGUCAGUUUGGAGAGCCGAAAGACCCGCAAGAUCAAACAGCAUAAGGUUAAGGCUGAGGUUGAAAACUCUUCUGAGGAAGAAGAGGACGAUUUCUUUGAAUAA